GGGCACCCGUUAUCAAACUAGGGCGUGCAAAUUGUUGGAUAAGCGCGUAAUUUUGGCGUAAACCGGGCCAAAUGCGUGUCCGUAGCCACAACCAAGCUGGUGUUUUGACGGAAUUACGUCACGUGGCGUCGUUUUUGGCGUCGGUGGACUAGAAAAUUCCCUAAUUAAAGUGAUAAAUCGAUAGAAGAAAAGUUUGGAGGGAAGGAAAAUCGAGUCAAGAGCCCCAGUAGGCGCCGGAAACAAUUAGUUGUUUAUCUUUGAUUUGGUGAAAAUUGUGAAAAUGCGCGACAACGAUCAGGAAAAGUCGCAGUCUCCGGACCAGGCGGAAAAGCGGCGAAGUCGGAGCACCUCAAACAGUAGCAAGAACAGUAAUAAGAGCAAACAGAGCCGUUCCAGUUAUUCCAAGUCACGUUCAAGGUCCCGGAGCAGGAGCAGUGAGGCCGAUGGUUACAGGCUCCACAUUGCUGAUAUAGGGGACGAUGUGCGAAAAUCCGACUUGGAGAAGGUUUUCGCUCCUUUCGGAGACUUGAAAGAGGUCUGGAUGACCAACAGUACGCCGUGUUUCGGCUUCGCCGUUUUCAAAGACAAAAAGGCAGCUAAUGCAGCUUUGAAGGCCACGGACGGGAUCGAAGUGGCUGGGAGCAGGAUUAGGGUGACCCAUGCCAGGCCCAGAACUAGGGGCUCAGGGAGGAGGUUCUUCAAUUCUAAUAUGAGAUGCUAUCAGUGCGGUUAUUCCGGGCAUUUUUACAGAGACUGCCCGGAAUUGAACGGCGGAGGCGGCGACAAGCGCGAUCGCAAUUCACGGCACAUGGUAUUAAUUUAUAUGGUUUGGUUAAGCAUAUUAUAUGGAUUUGUUUGAUGGGUGUCCAUAUAUGCCAGUUGGUGACUUGGUGUGGAACUGACAUAGCUUUUUGGCCCUGUAUGAGUCAGAGUAUGGUGCUCAUUAUGGUAUAAAUAUUUUUAGUUACGAUUCGCACUACGAUCGGUCUAGACGCCACAGAGAUAGAGACCGUGGUGACUACUACGAGAGGGACUAUGGACGAAGACACCAAAGGUCUUCACGGAGAUACGACGACUACAGGAGAAGCAGUCGCCGUCAUCGUUAUUGAUGACUUUUCUUCAAGGGUAUUUAUAGAUUAUUUAAAAGAAAAUAUUGUUUAUUUCUGCAUUUCCAUUGUGUGUU
This is a messenger RNA of Tribolium castaneum (red flour beetle), 1183 nucleotides long. RefSeq lists its product as uncharacterized. Gene Ontology annotation, cellular component: ribonucleoprotein complex; cytosol. The coding region runs from base 281 to 859 and encodes 192 amino acids. Lineage: Eukaryota; Metazoa; Arthropoda; Insecta; Coleoptera; Tenebrionidae. The record is from RefSeq and is a predicted model, not a curated record. The transcript is spliced from 4 exons. Gene Ontology annotation, molecular function: mRNA binding; zinc ion binding.